This is a messenger RNA of Acaulospora colombiana, 237 nucleotides long. NCBI's taxonomy places the organism in Eukaryota, Fungi, Glomeromycota, Glomeromycetes, Diversisporales, Acaulosporaceae. The record is from the annotation of a GenBank genome assembly.
UCGCCAGCUGAUUUAGGCAGCGUGAAGGCUUCCACUAAUGUCAAGGCGAUUCGAGUUCCUUCUGGCAUAGAAGAUAGCUGGUUAUUGAUAAUCACAUCACGACCGAGACAGAUGGCACUGUUAGAGUGGCUAGGGGCUAUUUUCGCGAGGACAUGUGAGCUGGUUUUGAGAUUGAAGCCAGUGGCCAACAUGGUUGAUGAGCCUGUAUCGUCCCAUCGUUUGGCCUAUCGAUUUUGA